Messenger RNA from Lucilia sericata (common green bottle fly), 1510 nucleotides. RefSeq lists its product as uncharacterized. The record is from RefSeq and is a predicted model, not a curated record. Bases 137 to 1381 code for a protein of 414 amino acids. The transcript is spliced from 3 exons. Lineage: Eukaryota; Metazoa; Arthropoda; Insecta; Diptera; Calliphoridae.
AGUUAGUUAAAUUUGUUCAUCAAGUGUGAGAACAUUAAAUUCUAUUUUGAUUCUGUUAGAUCAAGUUUUUCAGUUUUUACUGUGAUUGUUUAAAUUAAUAAUUAAUUUUAUUUGGAAUUAUAUUAUUAGCACAAAUAUGGUUAAUGAUCAGGGAAACACAGCUAAUGGUAACGAUAUACCAACAUGGAUUAAGGUUUCCCUAUUCGAAAAGGUUUUUAAAGAAAUUGAACCUCAAUUUCAUCAAACAAAAGAUUUUAAAGUUAAAAGAGCUUUGAGUGCUGGUGAAAAUUAUGCCACUAUUAUGCUGCGUAUAGAGGCUGAAAUUGAAUUAAAGGAUGGCUCUUCAAGAACUGUUACUCUAAUGUUAAAGACAGCUCAUGAUAGUGAAAUCUUUCGACAAAUGAUGAAAACUAAUAAUAUUUUCGAUGUCGAAGCUACGAUGUAUCGUGAUAUAGUGCCAGAAUUAGAACAAAUGUAUAAAGAUGUUGGUGUGGAAGUUAGAUUUGGUGCCAAAUCCUACUUACUCGCCACCGAUCAACCUUAUAUACUAUUAGAGGAUUUGAAACCCAAAGGUUUUGAAAAUGUCAAUCGUUUGGAAGGUUUAGACAUGGAACAUACUCAUUCAGUGCUUAAAAAGCUGGCGCAAUGGCAUGCAGCUUCUGCACAUCGUGUCGCUUUAAAGGGUCCCUAUGAUAGAAGUAUUUGUGAAGGAUUUGUCAAAGAAGAAACUCGUGAAAUGGCGAAAACAAUGUUUGGAAGUAUGUAUAAGGUUCAUUUGGAUUGUGUUAAAUCCUAUGAUGGCCAUGAAUUAUACUAUGAACGUAUGUGUGAACAAGUAAAUGGCAGAACCGAUGAACUAUAUAAUGCCGGCAAAUUGGAUUUGAAUGAAUUUAAUGUUUUAAAUCAUGGUGAUUGUUGGUCCAAUAAUGUUAUGUUUAAGCAUGAUGCCUCGGGUCAAGUUAAUGAAACCUUUUUGGUGGAUUAUCAAAUACCACGUUAUGGAACUCCUGCACAAGAUUUAUACUAUUUUCUACUAUCGUCUACAAAAUAUGAAUUGAAAAUUAAAUACUUUGACUAUUUCAUUAAGUACUAUCACAAUGAACUAUUGAAACAUCUUAAGUUAUUGAAUUACUCCCAAAAGAUACCCACUCUUAAAGAUAUUCAUAUUAGUUUACAUAAACAUCAUCCAUGGGCUUUAUCUACUGUGAUUGGUGUUAUGGCCGCAGUACUUUUAGAUCCCAAUGAAAAUGCAAAUAUUGAUAAUUUUAUUGGUGAAGAUGAUGCUGGCAUGAAAUUAAAAAUCCAAAUGUAUUCAAAUGCUCGUUAUCGUAAACAUAGUGAACUGAUUUUACCUUGGCUAUACAAUCGUGGAGCUAUAUAGUGGAAUUAUUAAAUAUUUAUGAGUGUAAUUACUUUCGCCUAUGUAUACAAUGUAAUUUAUAGUAUGUGAUUGUACUCUAAUGCCAUUCAAUUGUAAUUACUUACCUAACAACAGACUUUUCAAUGACUA